This is a messenger RNA of Macrosteles quadrilineatus (aster leafhopper), 2719 nucleotides long. Its product is annotated as serine hydrolase-like protein. The transcript is spliced from 2 exons. The record is from RefSeq and is a predicted model, not a curated record. NCBI's taxonomy places the organism in Eukaryota, Metazoa, Arthropoda, Insecta, Hemiptera, Cicadellidae. The coding region runs from base 142 to 1044 and encodes 300 amino acids.
CGUAGAAAUAAAUGACAAAUCACCGGGUUUAUUGCCCCAUUAAUUAUUGUUUGUAGUUGUUGUAGCCUAUGAUAUAAAAAUGCUAUUGCUAUAACGAAAUAAUCUUAAAUACUAAGAAUAUUAUAAGAAUUUCAACCAACCAUGGGACAUCGUAAAACGGUUGAUUUUACCCUAUCUGUACCCUGGGGAAUCAUUGCAGGGAGAACAUAUGGCGAGGAGAAUGAUGUCCCUGUAUUGUGUGUUCAUGGUAGAACAGAUAAUUUGGAAUCAUUCUCUCCACUGAUACCCCUACUCCCUCACAACCACUAUUAUGUAUGCAUUGAUCUACCUGGGCAUGGAAAAUCUAGUCACCCACAUAAAGGUUAUAUUGUUGAUUUUGUUUGGUACGUUUUUAGUGUGAAAAGGAUUAUCAACCACUUUCGAUGGUCAAAAAUAUACUACUUAGGACAUAGUUUUGGAGGCCAGAUAGGGUACGUACUUACAGCUUUUUAUCCGGAACUUGUUUUGAAGCUGGUUGUAAUAGACAGCCUAAUAUAUCAUCAUCUUCCUCCUGCAAACACUUCAAGGGCUUUGAGAGAGUUACUAUUUGAUGCACACUUUAAGCUCGAGAGCAGAUCUAGUAUUGAUCAAGCUCCUACAUAUACAAUUGAUGAGUUUGUACAAAAAAUGAUAGAAACCCGAAAAACUGAAGUUACUAGUGAACACAUCAGACCAAUAGCUGAACGGAACUUGGUCAAAGUAAACGAAUUUAAGUACAGAUAUGGUAAUGAUCAAAGGACUAAAAUACUAAAUGGUCUCUUCUUUACAUUUGAUCAGAUAAAGAACAUUGCCAAUGAGAUUUGCUGUCCCACAAUGCUGAUUCUUGGGAAUAAAUCUAAUGUCACCAAGCCGCAUGACAGGCUGACCCAUUCACCUUUACACAACAAUUCAAAUGCCACAUUCCACAUUAUUGAAGGAGAUCAUGAUCUUCACUUGGUUCAUACUCCUCAGGUAGCACGUCUAGUCUCUACAUUUCUUACCAAAGGAACACUGAGCAAGCUUUAACCAAAAGGUACCGUAGCAGGUUUGUGUAAUAUAUUGUGUGAAGCCAUUCCAAAAAAGGUUAUAGUAUAAAUCUAUAAAAUGCAUACAGCUUUCUAUAAAUUGAAGUUACAUAGUUAUAUGAAUUUAUCCUUUACAUUAUUGUAUAUAAUGUAGUGACUCUAGUGAUUCUACGAGUAGUAUGACACAAUUCCAUGGUUGUAGAAAGGAUUUGUAUCUGUUAGGUAACUAAUGAGCUGAUCAUAUGGUAGAACCACACAUUUAAGUUUAGUAACAACAGUGAUUAUAUAUAGCCAGAAAAAUGAUAAAACAAACAUCCUGCUCAUUAUGUACAUUCUGGAUUAACUUAGAUACCGUAGGUUUUUAUUAGCUUAUGUGUAAAGCUUAUUUUAAAAGAUGAUGAGGGUGUUGACUUCACUUGAGUUUUGAGACCAAAUACAGAAUUUCCAAAAUAACACUUCAAGUUAGGGCAUCUUUUAUUGGUGGAAUGGACUUUGAUAGGGUCUUAACAGGUAACUAAUGAGGUGAUCAUAUGGGAGAACCACACAUUAAGUUUAGUAACAACAGUGAUUAUAUAUAGCCAGAAAAAUGAUAAAACAAACCUCUAACCGUGGGAAAUAAUAAAAAUAAAAAAAUAAAUAACACUUAGGCUUGUUUCACAUCUACCCGGCAUGCUGUUAACCUGACUUCUAGUCGGCACCGGGUGCACCUUUCACAUUACGCUCACACCGGCACUCCGGCAGUUGUACUCUAGCUUGUGAAACGUGUGUCUUAGGGAUGGAAAUGGAACUUAAUAGAGCAAAUUGUAAUGUUACUUUGAAAUAACUUUUAUUAAAAUUGUAUUUAUAUUUGGAUUUUUUUUAUUUCAUUCAGUUUGAAUUUAAGUAAAAUUCAAUUCAAUGUUAUGUAAUAAAAAAUUUAAAAAAUUGAGUAAAAAUUUAAUUUAGUUCAAAUAAUUCUGCUCUUGAACUAAAUUAAUAAGUAGUUCAUGGUCUAUUUCCGACAUGGCCAAAACUUUGCGAACAAAUACCCAAAAGAAAUACACAAUAACUACAAACAACUGAACUAAAAGUACACUUGGUGAAGACGGCAGGUGCCGGUUGUAUGUGAACAGUCACAUUGGGCCGCUAUACCCACAACUCCAGCUGGCUUGUUUACCUGACACCGGCAGUAGGCCAUUGCCGAGGGGGCACCCGGCAUCCCUCGACUAAUACCUGGCAGCCGGGCAAAUGAUUAACCGUCAUCGACACAUGUCGUGCAUAUGUGAACGGUCCCAUAUACUUCUUCAUCCCAUUGCCGGUUAAACGACAUCCGGCACCCGACAGCCGGGUAGAUGUGAAACAGGCCUUAACUUUAUUUGUUUCAACUGAAAAAGGAUUCUAUUUUUAUCCCAGUCCUGAGCAUUAGGUCUACUAUUAAAUCCAAACUAAGAUAUGAGUGUAUUAAACAAAGUGUUUCUAACUUAAGCCUUCUAAAUAGUACAUAAAUAAUGUUAUGAAUCACCAAACAUUCAAGCUCAAUAAUAUAGAGAGUAACCAUAGUUAAGCUCAAUAAAAUUACUUUUUGUAUAUUGUGCUGUAAAAAUCCUUUCAUAUAAAUUGUCCAGUUGAGUUAAAAUGUUAUUUAUAUAUUAACAGUUCAAUAUUUCCUAUUUAAUAAAUAAAAGUUUUUAAAUACA